UGCGCCAGGCAGCGCUUGGGCGUUCCUCGUUCGCCGUCGCAGUCACUCACGGUGCCCCACUCAUCACUCCCUUAACUUUCCGCCUCUCCAUCCCUCAGUCACACGGUCGCAGAGUCGCCGUUAUCUCUCGCUCAGUCGACGGCUGGUGAUUCAUCCCCAGAAGACCGGAAAUCUUGCUCAGUCCCGGUCUCGCUCAGACAACCUCACUCCCUUAGGUCUUCAAUCGAGUCCAAUGGACAGAUUACGCCAGGAAAAAAUACACAAGUUUGAAGAAUUUGUUGAUCAACGUUUGAAACCGGAUCUUGUUCAUGCUAUUGCUGCACGGGACAAGGUCUUUGAACAACAAAAAAUCUUCUCUGAUUUGCGAAGGAACAUUGAGAAUCUAGACAAAAAUAGUGUGACCAGCCUUAAAACGUUGGUCAAUAUUGGUUCUGAGGUGUACCUACAAGCAGAAGUGCCUGAUACACAGCACAUAUUCGUGGAUAUAGGUCUGGGAUUCCAUGUGGAGUUUACCUGGUCUGAAGCUCUCAAUUAUAUAACCCAAAGGGAAGAAAGAAUAAAAAGGCAAUUAGAGGAGUAUACAAAAUUAAUUGCUUCAAUCAAAGCCCAGAUCAAGCUGGUUUGUGAGGGUAUUAGGGAGUUGCUUCAACUUCCGGCAGAGAAGCCUUUACCAGAGCGCACAUUUUGAUGUUAACCAGUAGAUACACAAAUUGUUUCUAAAGAAAUUGCAAGCGGAACAGAGCUGGGAAAGAUUUCACCCAUGUUCAUUUUUUCACAGACAAGAUUGUACCUAUCUCUGAGCAUGUAGUGAAAUUUCAAAUCGAUCUUGUUGCCUGUGAUCAAAAUGCUAAACUGUGAGCGUUUGGAAAUUGGAUCAUGAGCCAUGAACAUUGAUGAUAUGAAUAUAAGAGAAAGGUAAAAGGAAGUAUUUUAAGGAAGAGAGAAUAUAUGCCCAUUGAUGGGAUAAAUAAGUAUUGACUUAUUAUUAGAAUAUAGCUAUAAAUGAGAUGACAAGUGUCUAGUAAA
Molecule: messenger RNA, 1026 nt
Organism: Neltuma alba
Lineage: Eukaryota; Viridiplantae; Streptophyta; Magnoliopsida; Fabales; Fabaceae
Product: protein UXT homolog
Exons: 7
Coding region: 233-688 (151 amino acids)
Biological process (GO): positive regulation of transcription by RNA polymerase II
Cellular component (GO): mediator complex
Molecular function (GO): transcription coregulator activity
Source: RefSeq, a predicted model, not a curated record